This is a messenger RNA of Solenopsis invicta (red fire ant), 1529 nucleotides long. It is a transcript of the gene Arp10, whose product is annotated as actin-related protein 10. The transcript is spliced from 5 exons. The record is from RefSeq and is a predicted model, not a curated record. Bases 161 to 1288 code for a protein of 375 amino acids. Gene Ontology annotation, biological process: retrograde axonal transport of mitochondrion. NCBI's taxonomy places the organism in Eukaryota, Metazoa, Arthropoda, Insecta, Hymenoptera, Formicidae.
AUCGAAUUUUAAAUGAUUUAAUGAACGCUAAACUUACACGAUUUCUUUGUCACUUUUCCUUCAGCUUGCCUCAGCUGCUUAGCUGUCAAAUGUGAAUUGAAUAUAUUAAUCAAUUAAUUAAAAAUACGUAAGAAACGUACAGAUAAAUAAAAUCAAGAAAAUGCUACGCGGAUACGAGGGCGUGAGGUAUAUCUCGGAUAAACAAAUGGUAGUAUUUGAUAUUGGCAGCGCGUACACGAAAUUUGGCUACGCAGGAGAAGUAUCUCCACGUGGUAUCAUUCGAACGGAAGUAAGAUGCUCAGAAUCAAAGAAGAUACGCAGAAUCAUUGAUUAUAAGGAUGUCGAAGAUCUGUAUCAAUUACUUGUAGACUUUUUCCAUCUAUUGUUUUUUAAAUAUGUUGUAAUAAGUCCCAAAGAUGCAAGGAUAUUGCUUUUGGAGUCUCCAUUGGCAGUGACAUCAUUCAAAGAUACCAUUGCAAAAGUAAUGUUCAGACAUUUUGAAGUUGGUUCUAUACUAUUUCUACCAAGUCACUUGGCAACAAUCAGCACUCUCGGUAUUGACACAGCUUUGGUAUUGGAUGUAGGAUAUCAGGAAGCAACUCUAAUUCCAAUCUUUGAGGGAAUACCAAUACUUAAAGCCUGGCAAGCAUUGCCGUUAGGUGGACAGAUUGUACAUGAGAAUUUAAAAAAAUACUUUCAAAAUACGAGCAAUCUAGAUUUGUCAGAAAAGAUGCUGGAAGAUAUCAAAGUAAGAACAUGUUUUGUAACUACAUUAGAAAGAUCUGCAAAACUAGGAAUGGAAAAUGCUCCAACUUCGCCUCCCGACGUCACGUAUCCUGGUGUUAAAAGAAUUGUAAUACCCGGAGAAAUUAGAGAAAAGGCGUUCGAGAUAUUAUGGGAAAGGGAUAACGACAAUCUUUCUCUGCCUACUAUGAUACUCGAUGCUAUCGCCAAGUGUUCAUUGGACAUAAGGCGGGUGUUGGCCGAAAAUAUAAUACUCGUCGGAGGAACCACUAUGACGAAAGGCUUCUCGAGUCGUCUAAAGUCAGAACUGUUGGCCUUGAUUAAAAGCGAUCUGUACAAAACCAAAUUAAAGAUAGAAUCGUUCAAAUUCCAUACAGCACCUAGUAAACCAAAUUACACAGCAUGGUUAGGUGGUGCUAUUUUUGGAACGACAGAUUUACCAUUGCGAUGUUUAACAAAGGAAGUGUAUUUGAAGACAAAUCGAGUUCCAGAUUGGUCAAAUCUUAUAGAUAAUCAAAAAGAUGAAACUUCUUACGAAAUAUGAAUCGAUGAGCACAUCAUAAGAUUAAUUUAACAAAGCAUUGUAUAAAAAGCAAGCGCUAAAUAACUGUAAUUUAUUAUGUUAAAUAAUUGUAAUUAUUUAUAAAAUGCACAUAUAAUGCAAUUGUAUAUAUAAUUGUAUCAUUAAUAAUGCACUUUUUGUACUUUAUUAAUUAUAAUCGCGUUUUCACAAAAUACUGUUAUAAUUCCAAUUGAUUGAUGAUAUUAAAACAAAUCAAAAUAUA